CGCGCCCACGGCCGGACGAACGAACUAAUGGCGAGGCCGCACGCCGUGGUGGUGCCGCACCCGAGCUCCGGUAACAUCAACCCGGCGCUCCAGCUGGCCAAGCUGCUGCACCACCACGGCGUCUACAUCACCUUCGUCAACACCGAGCACAACCACCGCGUCAUGGAGGCCACGGAGGGCGCCGCCGCAGUGCGUGGCCGCGAGGGGUUCCGGUUCGAGGCGAUCCCGGACGGGCUGGUGGAAGCUGACCGGGACGCCGAGGACUACGACCUCAGGCUGUCUGCCGCCACGAGCCAGCGGUGGGCGGAGCCUGUGAAGGAGCUCCUCCUCCGGCUCAACGGCACCCCGGGCGUGCCGCCGGUGACGUGCGUGCUGCCGACGUCGCUGAUGAGCUUCGCGCUGGACGUGGCGCGGGAGCUGGGCGUGCCGAGCAUGGUGCUCUGGGCUUGUAGCGCCGCAUCGCUGAUGGCCCACAUGCGGCUGCGGGAGCUAAAGGAAAGAGGCGUGCCACUCAAAGACGGGAGCUGCUUGACGAAUGGGCACCUGAGUAGGACGAUCAUCGAUUGGAUCCCGGGCAUGCCGCCGAUCAGCCUCGGAGACAUCUGCAGCUUCGUCCGCACGACCGACCCGGACGAUUUUGGCCUCCGUUUCAGCACGGUGGAGGCCAACGGCUGCACCAAGGCCGACGCGCUCAUCCUCAACACCUUCGACGACCUAGAAGCCGACGUCCUCGCCGCCCUCCGCGCCGAGUACCCACGCAUCUACACCAUCGGUCCCGUAGGCUCCAUCCUCAACCACCACCUAAGGGACGACGGUGCCUCCGCCAGGCGCCAGCUGCUGAACCUGCGGAAGCAGGACAGCCAGUGCCUUGCAUGGCUGGACACGCAACAACCGGCCUCCAUCGUGUACGCCAACUUCGGCAGCCUCACGGUCCUCUCCAUCGACCAGCUCGCCGAGUUCGCCUGGGGCCUCGCCGCCAGCGGCCACCCGUUCCUCUGGUCCAUCAGGGACAACCUCAUCCCCGGCGUCGGCGCCGGUACAGCCUCAAGUGUGCUCGUUUGA
This is a messenger RNA of Triticum urartu, 1062 nucleotides long. NCBI's taxonomy places the organism in Eukaryota, Viridiplantae, Streptophyta, Magnoliopsida, Poales, Poaceae. The record is from RefSeq and is a predicted model, not a curated record.